GCAUCCGUCCCUCUCAGAUGUGCCGCAGAUUUGAUUCAAUAUUUUCAAGUAGUCACUGUUACACUCAUACACAUCUAAAUGUUGAAAGAAGAAGUUUGCAGCAUAUAAACUUGUCACUUCACAAAAGUGUAAACAGUCAAGCAUAUCUGCUUUUUGUUUCACUGGAUUUCUUGACACCUUCAACUCAUUCAAAGUGAUAAUUGUGUAUUAUUCAUCCUUAAGACUGGAGGUGAAAAGCUCAGUGGGUAACUUAUAGCUGGGUUGAGUCAGUGACGCGGGACUGUCAUAGAUACCAACAUAGUCACAAGACGGGAGACACGACCGCAGAUCCACCAUGGAUUUUAUGAGGAAAACGACGGACAGGUACCACCGAUUCCUGGAAGCCGGGGACGCACGAGUUCAGGGACUACCCCUUAUGUCUUCACCUUUACCGACACUGCUCAUCCUAGUAUGUUACUACAUAUUUGUGUACUAUGGACGCACAAUCAUGGCUGACAGAAAGCCACUUCAGCUGAAACGAUUGAUCAUGCUCUACAACUUAGGAAUGGUGAUUUUCUCCCUGUACAUGGCUAAGGAAUUCGCUAUGGCUGGGUGGCUGACGGGAUACCAGCUGGGAUGUCAACCAAUCGAUUACACACCGCGCGGUGAUCGAAUGGCCAUAGCAACAUACCUGUUUUUUAUAUCUAAGAUUAUAGAGCUAACAGAUACGAUAAUUUUUAUAAUGAAAAAGAAGUUUCAUCAAUUGACCUUUCUACAUCUAUUCCAUCAUGGAUUUCUACCCUUCAACUGGUGGUUUGGCAUAAAGUUUAUCCCAGGUGGCUGGGGAACCUUCCACGCGUUCAUCAAUACACUGGUUCAUAGUGUGAUGUAUAUGUACUACUUCCUGUCAGCCGGAGGUCCCGCCAUUCAGAAAUACCUUUGGUGGAAAAAGUACAUAACAACUAUACAGAUCGCCCAGUUUAUCUUGGUUAUCUGCCAUACCCUGUCGACGUUCCUAUUUGUUCAGGACUGUGACUAUCCGUCCCUAGCUGUUAAACUGGUUCUGUUCUACAACUUUCUGUUCCUGUGUCUGUUCAUGGACUUCUACAUAAAAACAUACAAACGAAAAACAAAGCCCAAGGAAAAUGAUAAAAUCGUAUACAUGAAUGGACAUGGACAGAAAGUACAGAACGGUCAUAUGGAAAACGGAAACGCUGUUAAGGUGGACUGAUGGUUGCAGUGAAUGCAGUAUUCCUGAAGAGUUUCUAGUAUCAGUUUUGCUAUGUGGAUUACAAUACAUAAUCAGACAAGGGAUAUUUAUCAUUUUUUACUAGUUCGUCGACCACACUGUAUACCGUGUUUCAGUAGAACAUCGAUGUGCCAGCGAAUGAAUACACACAUGCUGAUACAGUAGAAAAGGCUAGGUUUUCAUUUUCAAAGGCCACUACUGUCUUUAAGAAACAGACAAACACAUGAGCUGGAGAAGGGUAUAGGGCAUAAGUGGGCUUAGAGAAGGGAUCCAAGACAUGAGCAGGGGCCACACAAUGAGUGGGCUGUAUUGAAGGCUAAACGUGCAAGAUGGGUAAGAGAAGGGACAAAACGUGCAGAGCGGUGUACAUUAAGGUGCCAAAUUUAGGCGAGCUAAAGAAUGGACUAGCUUUGUGUGGGCUAGAAAAGGGACCAAACAUAUUUGGGUUGCAAUAGGGGUCAAAUAUAAGUGGGAUUGAGAUGGGGACAAACAGUUUGUAGACUGGAAGAGUUACCACAAAUGAGUGGGCAGAGAAGGGGCAAAAUGUAAAACGUAUGUGGGCCGGAAUAGGAACCAAAUAAAUGAAGGCAUAAGUAGGGUUUGGCAGUGUGUGGGCUGGAUUAGGGACCAAGAUACAUGAACUGGUGUAGAAAACAAACAGAUACUGACUAGACCAAACAUGUAUGAACAGUAGCUCAACAUAUGCGUGAGGGGGAGUAGAGGCUAAACCUCUGUGGGAUGGAGCUAGACAUUGUAAGAGUUAGAAAAGUGUCCAAAUAUACUUAUUGGUAAUUAACAAAAUACUUGUGAAUAAUAAUCUUACCAAAAACGUAUCAUAUUUACCUGUGAAAUUAUCUCAUAUGACCAAAGGCCCUCAUGUGCUUGUUAACAAUAUAGUGACUAUCACUUUGUAUGUCGUCUGAGUACUCUUGCCUUGUUUAGUGGUGUCAAACUAUACACGUCAUAUCUAUCAUAUCUUGCUCAAAUAUUUUCGAAAUGAUAUUUGAUGCGUUUGAAGUCAAAUUGUUCAAAUAUGGCACAUUUUUCUUAACUCAAACUCCUCUUUCUUCUGAAACACCUGAUUGUUAAUCUUGUCACUGCAGAGAAACUGCCACUGUUAUAGACAUUGUCACAACCUAGUACAUUGAAAAUACAUAGUUACCAACUCAUUAGGAGAGAAGUUAAAUGACAGAACUGGAAGGAACUUUCGAAUACUCGUGAUACUUAUUAUCACUUAAUGGCAUAUCAUUGUUGAAUAAAUUGUUAGGUUAAAAUAAGAUAAUAAGAAUAGUAACACAAAAUAUAGCUUAAGCUAGGAAAAUCAUCUUACGGUUUUGAAAUCUAUCGAAGAACUAAAAAUUAAGUGAUUGGCUUGUUUCCGUAUUUCGUAUUAUUAACAGCUAUAUAUAUUGUAAUCUAAGGGCGGGCCAGGUUUUGAUGGUGGAUGGAAACUGGUGUACCCGGAGAAGAAUACAUCAUGAAACAUUACAAAAAAAGUUAUGUAACGCUUUUUCUCCACAUGAACUGUGUAAAAUAGUAAAGUACAUUUAAUUACAAAUUCAAAUAAUAAACCUCCCGAUUAAUCUUCUCUAAAUGAUAAUGACUCUCUAGCUACCAUCCCCCCGAGUAAAGCUCGAUAGUAACUCGUUUAGUUUUGAAUAUUCAUUUACCUUUCCAAAAUUGUCAUUUCUGAUUAAUUCAUUCAAUAUCCAAACGAAAAAGCUGCCUAAAUAAGAUAAUGUUAUUCACCAAUAUCUUCUUAACUUAUCAGCAUCCUGCGUCUAUUGUGACUGAGCAAACAACAAGGAUGAGAACAUGUUAUUAACGAAGGACGCUUUGGCAAGAGUCAUUUAUUUUCCAAUAUUUCCUUAUCCUGAGUUAAAUUUUUCACCGUAAUAUACAAAUAUUGAUAUUGACCACAUAAAAUUGUGUUGUUUUUUUGUGUUUUCCUCAGUGUCUAUUUCGUUUGUCAAGUAAUGCCUCAUUUAUAUUUCACAAGCAAGCUGAUUUCACAACUGAUUUAAUCAUUUCUUAAUUCUGCGUUCAGUGAUCAUGUUUUGUGUACUUUAAAGUGGACGUAUUUGGAAACUUUCAGAGUUACACAUCCACGCGUGUACUCUCUACGACAAUAUUAUCUGUUUAUCACCAGUCAAAUACAGCGAAUUUGAAUACGUUUUCAAUUAGGGAGGCUUUUUCGAAGAGCAAUGCACGAGCAUGGUUUACUGGGCAAAAUAAUUUAUGCACGUGCAUAUAAUUUUGUCAAAUAAUACGUGAUAAAUACUAUUUGUAAAUUUAAACAUUUAUUAGAAGCAGGUAUUUUCCCUUUAUUGUCCAAAUGUUGUGAUUGAAAGUAAUAUAUUUAAGGAAAAGAUGCAUUAAAUCGUGCUCAACUAGAGUUUCCACCUCAUGACCUGAACAACCUACCAGAAAAGAAAAUCCUAAUGUUUUCAGUAUUUUAUGUGAAUGGCUCAUAAAUAUUUUAUAUAAUUUUGUCUGAUUAGCUAAUGCAAAGCUCAUUUUCAAAUAUAUUACCGUUUGUUCAGUUCAAUGAAAGUAACAGCCAAAAAUAUGCGCUCGUGGUUAGCUUCGUUAACAUCUUCAGUUGAUGACGUCACAUAGUUUUAUUGCUUUCGCGGAAAACUCCGCCUACAUGUAUUGUUGUCGAAGUCAUGGAAGCUUGUGACGUUCUAUAGUCAGGUUUAGAAAAACUAAACAUAAUUUGCGGAAACAAUUGUUUACUGAGUAAAUGUCAGUGUAGACUGUAUGUAUAAAGGAAAAGUAACCGCCUGAACAAUUAGGCUCCCAUCCUUCCCCUGGUAAUGCAGCGUAAUGAAUAUCAGACUUAUUUCUAUGAAUUAUGUUUAUAACCAUAUCAUUAAUGUUUAAAACAUUCUUUGUUCUUCAUAACUUGUUAGGUGUUAA
This is a messenger RNA of Mizuhopecten yessoensis (Yesso scallop), 4150 nucleotides long. Its product is annotated as elongation of very long chain fatty acids protein 1-like. The record is from RefSeq and is a predicted model, not a curated record. Gene Ontology annotation, molecular function: fatty acid elongase activity. Bases 335 to 1210 code for a protein of 291 amino acids. Gene Ontology annotation, biological process: fatty acid elongation, monounsaturated fatty acid; fatty acid elongation, saturated fatty acid; sphingolipid biosynthetic process. The transcript is spliced from 7 exons. Gene Ontology annotation, cellular component: endoplasmic reticulum membrane. NCBI's taxonomy places the organism in Eukaryota, Metazoa, Mollusca, Bivalvia, Pectinida, Pectinidae.